This is a messenger RNA of Frankliniella occidentalis (western flower thrips), 4335 nucleotides long. RefSeq names its product alanine--tRNA ligase, cytoplasmic (gene AlaRS). The transcript has 22 exons. Bases 192 to 4175 code for a protein of 1327 amino acids. Gene Ontology annotation, molecular function: alanine-tRNA ligase activity; ATP binding; nucleic acid binding. The record is from RefSeq and is a predicted model, not a curated record. Gene Ontology annotation, cellular component: mitochondrion; cytoplasm. Gene Ontology annotation, biological process: alanyl-tRNA aminoacylation; tRNA modification. Lineage: Eukaryota; Metazoa; Arthropoda; Insecta; Thysanoptera; Thripidae.
UCCGACUGACGGAAGAACAGUACGGCAACGCGUGGUAUUCUUAUGGGCAACUGUGUUGUUCUUUCGUCAGUACGACUAUAUCCUUCAAAGAAAGGGUGCUUUCUUUGAUCCUUCAGGUCCAGCUGAUCAAGGAAGGAAUAUCUGGAGCAAGUUAGAUUUGGAGACCAAGUUGCAUCAGAUCAUAAUCCAAAAUGACAAUUUCACCUUUACCUGCUAAAGAUGUCAGGAAAGCAUUUCUUGACUUCUUCAUGGAGAAGAAGAAGCAUGAAUAUGUCCACUCAUCAUCCACUAUACCUUUGGAUGAUCCAACACUUCUCUUUGCCAAUGCUGGAAUGAAUCAGUUCAAACCCAUCUUUCUAGGAACUGUAGAUCCCAACAGCGACAUGUCGAAGUGGAUCAGAACUUGUAACACGCAGAAAUGCAUUCGUGCAGGAGGCAAGCAUAACGACUUGGAUGAUGUAGGAAAGGAUGUUUACCACCAUACCUUCUUUGAAAUGUUGGGAAACUGGUCAUUUGGUGAUUAUUUUAAGAAAGAGAUUUGCGCUUGGGCUUGGGAGCUGCUGACUGAAGUGUUUAAGCUCCCUGCAGACCGCUUGUACGUCACUUACUUUGGAGGAGACAAGGCAUCUGGGCUGGAGCCUGAUGAAGAGUGCAGACAGUUCUGGAUAAAACUUGGUUUACCAGAAUCGCAUGUACUACCUGGUAGUAUGAAAGAUAAUUUCUGGGAAAUGGGUGAGACAGGACCUUGUGGUCCUUGCUCAGAACUUCAUUUUGACCGGAUUGGCGGUCGAGAAGCAGCUCACCUUGUUAAUCAGGAUGACCCUGAUGUAUUGGAAAUCUGGAAUCUUGUCUUUAUUCAAUAUAACCGAGAAUCUGAUGGAUCCUUGAAGCCACUUCCCAAAAAACACAUUGAUUGUGGUAUGGGUUUUGAACGUUUAGUGUCUGUUAUCCAAAAUAAAAGGUCCAAUUAUGACACUGAUGUGUUCGUGCCUCUUUUUGAUGCCAUACAGAAGGGCACAAAUGCUCCAGCCUAUCAGGGCCGAGUAGGUGCUGAUGAUACAGAUGGUGUUGACAUGGCAUACAGAGUUCUAGCUGAUCAUGCAAGAACUAUCACAAUUGCGCUUGCUGAUGGUGGCACACCUGACAAUACUGGAAGAGGCUAUGUAUUGAGACGUAUCUUGCGACGUGCAGUACGAUAUGCAACUGAAAAGCUAAAUGCCAAGCCUGGUUUUUUUGCCACUCUUGUGCACACUGUCAUUGAUCUGUUAGGAGAUACGUUCCCUGAGUUAAAGAAAGACCCUCAGAGCAUUAUUGAUACUAUCAAUGAAGAAGAGGAACAGUUCUUAAAAACAUUAGUCAGAGGUAGAAACCUUCUCAACCGGACCAUUGUGAAAUUGGGCGAUAGUAAAACACUUCCAGGUGACAUUGCCUGGCGUCUCUAUGAUACCUACGGGUUUCCUGUGGAUUUGACCCAGCUCAUGGCUGAAGAAAAGAACCUAGCUGUUGACAUGGCUGCUUAUGAAGAAUCUAAGAAACAAGCUCAGCUGAUAUCUCAAGGACGUGGAGCUGGAGUUGAUGAUCAAAUUAGCUUGGAUGUUCAUGCCAUCAAUCAUCUUCAGGAUCAGAAAGUUAAUCCUACCAAUGACACUCCCAAGUACAACUAUAAGGCAAAGUCAGAUGAUAAAGAUGCUGAUUAUGAAUUUCCAACCCUUGUUGCAAAGGUUAUUGCUCUGCGACACUCAAAGCAGUUUGUGCAGGAAGUUUCCUCCGGACAAGAAUGUGGUGUUUUGGUUGACAAGACCCUGUUUUAUGCUGAACAAGGUGGUCAAAUUUAUGAUGAAGGAUUCAUGGUUAAAGUUGGAGAUGAGAGUACUGAGUUCUCUGUGAAAAAUGUCCAGGUCCGUGGUGGUUAUGUUCUGCACAUUGGAUCUGUUGAGGGUACUUUAAAAGUUGGCGACUCAGUUACACUGCAUCUUGAUGGUGCUCGUCGCCAAUUGGUAAUGAAAAACCAUACUGGAACUCAUGUCUUGAAUUAUGCAUUGCGUGCUGUAUUGGGAACCGAGGCUGAUCAGAGAGGUUCUCUUGUUGCUCCAGAUAGAUUGAGAUUUGAUUUCACCAACAAGGGAGCAAUGACUGCUGAACAAGUGAAGAAAACUGAGGAAGAAUCCAAUAAACUGAUUUCUCGGAAUGAGGAGGUGUUUGCUAAGGAAUCAAAUCUUGCUGUUGCUAAAACAGUUCGGGGUCUGAGAGCAGUUUUUGAAGAAACUUAUCCUGAUCCUGUAAGAAUUGUUUCUAUUGGUAUCCCUGUGGAGAAACUUGAAGCUGAUCCUAACAGCCCUGCUGGCACCGGAACUUCUAUUGAGUUCUGCGGCGGUACUCACUUGAAGCGAGCAGGUCACAUUGGUGACUUUGUGAUUGCUAGUGAGGAGGCAAUUGCUAAAGGCAUUCGCCGUAUUGUUGCGUUGACUGGACCUGAAGCUGCCAAGGCAUUGAAAAAGACUGAGCUGCUAGAGAAUGAACUGAAUAGUAUUCGCACAUCUUUGGAGGCCAUCAAGACUGCUGCAGAUCAGAAAGUUGUGGUAAAGAAGAUUGUUGAAUUGACCAAUGACAUCUCACAAGCUGUUAUUCCUUAUUGGAAAAAGGAGGAAAUGCGUACUCUUCUGAAAAAUUUGAAAAAGCAGUUAGAUGACAAAGAACGUGCUGUUAAAGCUGCUUUGGCUGCCAAUAUAGCUGAUGAAGUGAAGGCUCUAUGCCAGGCUAACCCAACCAUGCCUUUACUAGUCCGUGAACUUCAGGCUGAUUCUAACACUAAGGCAUUGGAUGGAGCCCUCAAACAAGUAAAAGCUUUUGCUCCUGAAACACCUGCAAUGUUCUUCAGUGUUGAUGCUGCUGCCAAGAAGAUCUUUUGCUUGUGUGCUGUUCCUAAGAAUGCAGUUGAUAAGGGAUUGAAGGCCAGUGAGUGGGUUGCAGCUGUAUCUACUCUCAUGGAUGGGAAAGGUGGUGGAAAAGCAGAAUCUGCCCAAGCGUCCGGCUCAAAUGUUGUGGCACUAAAGGCUGCUCUAGACAAAGCUACCGCUUUUGCGUCAAGUAAACUUGGUGUCUCUGCUAGUGAAGAUAAUACCAAAACUAUUCUGAAAGUUUCUCACGGGAGUGUUUGUUAUUCCCGAGCCUUGAUUUGUGCCAAAUACUCGGGAAAGGAUGUUGUGGUGAAACCUGCUGAGGACAAGAAGAAAACAAUUCCUGUGCUGGAGGAAGAUGGUGAAAAAUUCCUCAACACAGCCGCCAUAUCAUAUUAUUUAUCCUCUCCUUCAUUAAGAGGGGGACCAUCUGAGUAUCAUCAGGCUGAAGUUUUGCAAUGGGUGAACUGGUGCGAAGGCACACUCCUUGUUGCAAUAGGAAGUGUACUUGAAUUCUGCUGUGGAAGCUCCGGAAAUGUCAAGUCCUCUCGGCGCCAAGAUACUGAGAGCUACUUGCAGGGAUUGAGCAACCUCUUAAGUUACUUGGACCGAGUUUUUCUUGAUCUCACAUUCUUAGUCAAUGAACGUAUUUCAUUGGCAGAUAUUACACUCUUCAGUCUCAUUCUGCCAAUUUUCCAAUCAAACAUGGAACCAAAUGUGCUCAAAACUCAUGUUAAUUUGAAUAGGUGGUUUAGAACUCUUUAUAAUCAGACUGAAGUUAAGGCUGUCUUGGAAGAAGAAUGUGCCCCAUCAGGUAGCGAAGCAAAUCAGGCACAAAAAGAUGUUGUUGGCUGUGGUAGUACAACACCAGGACUUGGCAAGGUUGAGUGUGACAAAUGUCCUGAGACCAGCAAGGUGUGUUCAUCUAAGAAGGCUUCUGUUACCAGUAGCGCAGUGUGUGAUCAGACGCAAACUAAACAGCAAGACAACAGCAAGGUGAAGAAAAAUGUCAAGCCAUCCAGUACGGAAACUGGAAACAAAGCAGAACUCAAGCAGCCUGAGCAGGUGCCACCUCCCACAACAAAUCCCCCUUCCUCUAGCAGUCUACCUUCCACAAGCAAUCUGACCCCUACAAGAAAUCCAGCUCCCUCAAGCAACCCCCUACAACCUUGUGAACAAACUAGUAAACCUACUAAUGAACAAUCUGAUGCCUCUCAAGGCAACGACCAACAAAAGAAAAAAAGAAACAGAAACAAGAAAAACAAAACUAAAAAGUAAAACCUCAAAACUGCUCAAGAUUAUUUUUUAGGGGUAAAAUUCUGUCUUUUUCAGAGAGACUAUGUAGAAACACUGAUUUUGAAUACUUUUUUCCCCUUUGAAUUCACCCCACUCAAUUGUCACUCUUUAAUAACACCAUGUUUUCUUUUAACGAAAUAAU